Messenger RNA from Drosophila busckii, 506 nucleotides. RefSeq names its product POU domain, class 4, transcription factor 2-like. The record is from RefSeq and is a predicted model, not a curated record. Bases 93 to 506 code for a protein of 137 amino acids. Lineage: Eukaryota; Metazoa; Arthropoda; Insecta; Diptera; Drosophilidae. The transcript has 2 exons.
CGAGACGAGACGAGACGCAGCGCCAAGGCAAGCAAACAAAAUAUAAAACAAGAUAAGACAAGACACAAGUUCUGGCACACUCGCCAGCAGCAAUGAUGGAUACAACGAUGACAGCACGCAAUGAAACGGAUGCCAUAAGAAUGAAUGCCACUGGCAAUGGUGGCGCUGGUGCUGGUGCUGGUGGUGGUGGCAACAACAGCUCCUCAUCCUCAUCCUCCACAUCGACAUCAACGUGCGGCGCCAGCGUUGUGGCCAAGCAGCGACCGCCGCCACUGAAAACGGCCACGACAACGGUAACAACGACGCUGGUGAGCAGCAGUGAGGGCGGUCAGCCGCUGCCGCCGCUGGCGUGUGGCGCUGGUGGUGGUGCCAGCUAUCGUGCCACAUUGACGACGCCAUCAACGCCGCGCAUUGAGCUGAGUCGUGCGUCCAGUUCGUCGCAUCAUGAGGAGGACAGUCGCGAGAGCAGUCCCGAGAAUGUUUUUGAGCAGGUAAGUGGGCGUUAG